Ostrinia nubilalis (European corn borer) is the source of this 5673-nucleotide messenger RNA. RefSeq lists its product as uncharacterized. Gene Ontology annotation, cellular component: axonemal central apparatus. Bases 38 to 5374 code for a protein of 1778 amino acids. The record is from RefSeq and is a predicted model, not a curated record. Gene Ontology annotation, biological process: epithelial cilium movement involved in extracellular fluid movement; axonemal central apparatus assembly. NCBI's taxonomy places the organism in Eukaryota, Metazoa, Arthropoda, Insecta, Lepidoptera, Crambidae. The transcript has 7 exons.
UAAUAAUUUACUGUAGAAAGUUAUUAAAAAUAAGGAAAUGGGUCCCAAGAAGGGUAAAGAUGUCGUAGAUGAAAACUAUUGGCGUACCUGUAUAGAAGAAGCUCCACUAGAUGAAGAGACUUGGAAAGUCAAGGUGGUUCUUAUAGAAGCAGCUGGAAGUGACCAAGAUCGCAUUUAUUUGAACAAGUUUGAAACUUUUGCCGCUGAAGAGAAGAGAUUUGUAAUAAAAAAUAUCUGCAAGACUGAAACGACCUUCAUGAUUAACCAGUUGGGUGGAGAGAAGAAAGUAAAAGAUGACAAUCUUCGCGUCUUCGAAGAAGGCCAGGCAUUUCUUAAAGACAAAAAGGAUAUACCCCCGGAUAUACUAGCACUGAUAAUUAAACAUCUCAUUUUAAAAAUGAAAGAUGAAUAUCUUUUUAUAAAACGCCAAAGAUUGGAAGUUAAGGAAGGAAUGCGAAGAGAAUCUACAACCAUGGUUAAUAGAGCAGAAGUUAGAGGAACUGUCAGCGUCAAGCCUCCAGAUCCACCAGAACCCGAACCGCCCCCAAAAGCUAAGGGUAAAAAGGGCGAACCAGAGCCAUUACCUCAAACUCCAGAGCCAUCCGAGGGAAAGAAAUAUAAUACGCAGUUACGCGUUAGAGGAGAAGAAUGGAGAGACAAAGUUUACGUUGAUGAUUUCCCUACAGAUGGUCCUAAUCUUUAUGUUGCUAUAACUGGCUUUGUGGAACCUUACUUACCUGGAGCACUUGUCAAAAUUGGAAUUCCGCUCACGGCAGUGGUUCAAAUACGGAUCGAUUCAUCUACAACUCGAGUGCCUUCAAGCUUACUGAGACCCAGCAAAAGAGGACAAAGCCAAACAGAAAUUUUAACUGAGAAAUCUUUAAAGUUUUGGGAUGAUUUACAGCAGCUGAGAAUUCACAGAGAUUCAGCUGAUGAUUUUAAGAACACUGCUUUUGUUGUUUUCGCGCCACCGUACUGGGAUUCCGAGAGCUUAUCUGGCAGUCCGGAUAAAAUUUAUGACGAAUUGUGUUACCUAAUGUACGAUAUUCAAGAUUUAACGCGACAACAUACGCAUUAUUUAGAAAACAUGGAAAUUAUCAAUAUCCCCAUGGACUUUAAUGACGAGCGAUAUAUCAAGUAUUAUUAUCAACAAAUACAAGAUCUGCCUCUGGAAUGCGUUACCAUAUAUUCGCUUUUGGAUAGUGUACUUCACACCGUUGAAAAAAGUCAUGAAAUUGAUGAAAAAAGUAGCAGGACGUCACUGUCCACUGCUUUGACUAUAAACCAACCUCGAAAAAGUGGUGACGAGGAUGGUAAAAUAGCAAAGGCGGAAACCCUUGUUAGAGAUGUUUUCAGUACAUUAUGUAAAACUGAAUCUCAGAAAAAAGCUUACCGUCUCACAUAUGGCGAUGAAUAUGAAAAUCAUAAAGAUCCUAUAAUAAUACAUUACGGAGAUAUAGCGAAGUAUAACACCUUUCACCUGGGAAAUAUCAAUUUAGAUAAUAUAGUUUGGACAACAUUAUUUGGAAUGCCUAUCAACCAAUUGUGGCAGAAUCAAAACAGACCCCAAGGCGAGAUAGAGGCCAAAAUAAAUUUUCACAUUAAUGUACUUCUUACAUGUUUUGAUCGAGAAGACGUGGAAACAGCGGAGCUAAAUAGACUAAUCCACAUAUUAGCCUGUCGAAAAUUAUACAAUAAUAGAAGUUCUCUUAAAAAAAAGCACUUGCCAUCUUCAACAAUAUCAGAAUUUAAAAAAGUAUAUUUAAAACGCAGUGUUUUAGCUGAACCACUACCUAAAUGUCCCUCAUUUAUGAAGAGUUCUAGUUCAACAUCUCCUUCAUUUCCCUCAAUGACAAAAAGUGAAAAUGUAUCAGGCGCUUCCUACAGCGAUGACCCCGAAGUUUGUCGAAUAAGAUUUCUUUUUGACUGUCCUGACAUAAGCGAACUGGUAUCUGCCGCCGAAAUCUCAAAUGAGCAGCCAAUCAAUCACAUGAUUGAUGAUUUUGAACAUUUUGAAGAUUUCUCUGGAGUUAGUGCCUUUCAAAUUAUGCGAGAUGCAUUUAACAGCUUUAAUUGUGUUGAUUACAAGUACUGUGAAGUUACUGACAGUUUCAUAUUAAUGUUUUUUAAUAGUCACGACAAAGACGGCAUUGCCCGAGAAGAGUGGAGGUGUCAUAUUCCUACUCCAUUGUGUUUGCAAGAUUUUUUCGACUUUGUCCUUGAAGAGCAUUAUGACUGGAUUCAAAAUGAAGAAAAAAUUUAUGACGAAAAUGUUGUCUUGAAAUCACAAUCUGAAUGCAAAGAAAUUAUUGAUCCUUUUGCAAUUAAAUCGUGUGUAGAAAAUACAGAAGUGGAAUUAGAACUUCUGAUGGAAGGUUCUCUAAAAUUUCAAGAACUUGCAGUUAUGGAAGAAGCUAGUGUUGAAGCGUCGGAAACCAAAAUUACUUCUAAAAAAACUACAAUGUCACCGAGCUCAACCGAAGUAGAUUCUAAGAGCAGUAGAAAACCAAAAUCCUCUGCGGCAUCCACACCAAAGAAUUUGAGGCAAUCAUUUAUGGCAAUGGGAACUGAUUCAAAUGCUUCAAUUGAAAUACCUGCUAAACCUUUUUCUGGGUAUGAUUUGGGCGAUAGAAGAGUUGAAGUUUUUGGACAAAACUCGACGUUCUUCUCCAAAGAUGGAACACAAGUGAUAAGUAAAUAUUCGUUAACGAUACCAAUGAAUUUGGAAUACAUCAUUUUGAAUGUUGUCCCUGGAAAUGGUAUAAAUGAGUUUUGGUUGCAUAGAGCUUUGGGUGAAUAUGUUACUCCCGAAAUAUUAGAUAUCUGCGAAUCAUUCAGAAUAACUAGCAAAGAUCAAGUUAUGAUUAAUGUUAAAAAGCAGACAUACCAAGUACCAAUACCUAUGAUGUCAAUGUCUUUCAUAGACUCAAAACCAAAAGAAAGCAUGUAUAAGCCAUCUACUGAAAGAUAUGGUGAUGGAAUUCCUCAAAUAUUUGAGUCAAAAUAUUUUCAUUCUCUUUUCAUUACUUGGCCUAAUGGAUUAAUAACUGAAAGUGUUCAUCUGGACAAUUCACCCGAUAUAUCACACAUCAAACAGUAUUUUAUAGAUCCAAUGCCACACCUUGACGAAGAAAUGCGUUGUAUAAGUUUAAAUGGUGAGGUAAUAGUGUUUCGGCCAUCUGGUAUUAUAGAAGUGUUGCGUCCAGAUGGAUCUUUUAUUAAAAUAACCAAAUGCGAAAAAAGGAUUGUCCAAACAGAGCCACCUGAAGAUAUGCACAGUGAAACCAGUUCUGACAAAAGCAAAAAAGGAAAAGGUAAAGAAAAAGAUAAAAAGGAAAAGCCCAGCAAAGCUUCUUCUAAAUCAUCAAAAAAUGCUAUCGCCGACGACGGUUCGGAAAUAAAACCGCCUGAAUAUGAAUUAGUCAUAGAAGAAUUUGAAACUAUUGAAACAAAUGGAUUGAGGCAAAAAUGGGUAGAUGAAAUCCCAACACCAAUUGAGAAGCUAUUGAUAAGAACAGCCACGGACUAUUGUUUAGGAGAAGUUUUUUCUAGACGAAUGGAUGGUACAAAUUCUUUGCUUAAUAAAGAUGGUGUUCAUGUAGUGACUUUUCCAAACAAUACUAGAAUUAUUACUACCUAUUUUAUUGAAGAAGAGGAAGUUUUCCCUGAAUGGACAGACGAAGAAAAAGAAUAUUUUGAUUUGUUCGAUUCUGAUACAGUAGAGACGGAUACUCUUAAAUCUAAAGCGUCAAUGUCUCAAAAAAGUUACAUUGGAACUUACACAUACAGCAGCGUAGCUAGUUCAGCUUCCAAAAAAAUUGGAGAAGAAGAGGAAGAAACCAAAGAAAAAGAAAGAACUGACGGUUACGUCUCUGUACAAAUAAUUUUAACUAUAGAACAUGCCAAUUUUACUACAAUUACAUUAAAUAAAGCGGAUAACAAAAUAUCUGUAGAUUCUCCAAACAAAAGUAAAGUAGUAAUGGAUAGUGAAAAUCACUAUGAUAUAUACCUUGACAGUGCAACAUCAGCUAAGUUCGAUGGCCAGUCAUUACAUGUUAAUUUCGAAGCUUGUUCGGAAUGCCGGUCUAAUACCACAUCUACCAUUAAAGUAAAAACUGAUGAUAUGAGCAGUGUAACAAAAAUGCACCAGCAUUGGUUGAGAAUGAAAGAUUCGUUUUGUAAAAAAGUUAUUGUAAAUGAAGAGGGCCACAUUUCCAUCAUGGAUGAACCGUGUUCUACUGAAGUGUACACCAGCGAAGAAGUUACAAAUACAGAAGAAUGUCACGAUAGUGAGCAGAAGCCAUUAGAUGCCAAGUCAGAUAAUUCUUUUGUCGCCCAUGGUAAAUGUAGAGAGAUGUACUUGGCAAAGACAAUUAGAUUUUUUGUUCUUCGACGUGAGUUAUCAUGUUCAGAGCUCGUACAUCGAGCGUUACUUGAGCAGCACAAGAAAGCUUGUCGCUGGCAGCCCUGGUGCUCUAUCAAUCAGUACGACACAUUUGGGGAUCAUCGCAACCUUUUGUCCAUUCUUACUCCUAUCCACCUGACGGAGAUUGAGAAAUGGCUGAUGGAUUCGAAGCUGGCAGAUAAACCGAAGUAUCUCACCUACAAGGACCUGAAGAAAGACUCUGGUAAAGGCUUCUACCAUUGGAUGAGGCCCUAUGAGAGGUUUCAGCCGAAACCAAUGAAACCGAGCAAUGUUUUGCCUCCUAGAUUACCAAAGGCGUUUUUAUUAAGAACUUUAGAGCAGCAGUGGAAGGAAAGUGAAAGGGCCAAGUUGAAGGGCGCGAAAGAGCUGCUGUCGGCCAUAUUGCGGUACCGCCGGGUCAUGGAGUCCGACAGCGAGACAAUACUGCACGUGCCUAUCAGGGAUACGAGAUCGGACGAGGAGAGGUGCACAGACGACAUCAUUCAAGCUUUAGGACACAGGAUCUACGAAGAUUUGAAAAUGCGUUUGGCCGAAGAUGUGCAGAGUCGGGCCAAAGCCAACAUCACCACCAAGCCCUCGCCCGUCUCUACAGAGAUGUCGGUGGAAGGCGAAUUGGAAGAAGAAGCGUCUGGCGAGACAAGAGCUCUUGAAGAGGAACGCGAGAGCUUGGUCAAGGAAGUGGAGGCCGCCGAAGACAUGAGCCCCAACCUGAAGAGGUACUGGCGUCGGCGGGCCGAGGAGUUCAAGGAGGAACAAUUUUACAAGUAUCUUCUCCGGGAAGGCAGUGUACCCCCAUACUUCCGCAACGUGCUCGGCGGCGCCAUCUGGUGGGAAAUGAACUACGCGGCCGGCGAGGCUGCCACUAAGGCCGAGAGGAAGAAAAUGAAAUGCGUUUGCGCAGCUGAAGAGGGCACGUCACGCACCGACGACACUCUGCCUUAUAUGUAGAGUCAUUAGGUAAAUUAAUGCAUAUCUUGCACGUGUUGAAUAAUCGUCGUAGUAAAAACAUUAAGGUUUUUUACUGCGAUCGCUCUUUAAUUAGUAUAAAACUAUCGGAUAGCGUUCGUCACGUUUAUUAUUCAUUCCACGUCGUCAAUGGAACGGUUUAUUUAUAAAAUAGAAUUAAUAUUGUGUUGUAAUAGAGUUCUGUUUUCCUUUUACAUUUAUUUCAAUUCAGUGGUCACUCGGAGCGAAAUGAUAACGCGGCCUUUGGUGUAGUAAUUAGUACAACUUUUAUUUUUAAAUGA